AGCAACAGCUGCUGAUACUGCUGGGUGAGCUUGUGACAGAUAGGAAGGGUUAGGUGCAUUGUUUUCAGCUUACAGCUCAGCCUUGCCAUUUACAGUGUGGUGCGGCUACACGAAGAGACAGGUCGCCAUUCCUGGAGCUUCUCAGGCUCUAGUUGUAAUGGAUCGUUUUAGAAAGUGAUAAACGGAAAUAUUACUGCAAAAGUUUUUAAUAAUACUCAAAUUGGGUGUCGUCGCGGCGGCGGUGGAACUUUGACAUUAACAGGUGUGCAGAUGGGUCAGGUGCUGUGGAGAGUGGCUAGAAACCAGCAGUUUCAGCAAGAAGACAGUGAGCAGGGCUACCUUCUAAGGGAGUGUGGGAGAAGGACGGCUGCAACUGCUGAUAAUGUGAACCACCACAGACAGGGCCAGGGCGGAAUAGAGGUCUACCAGUUGUUGAAAGCUAGGAAAUCCAAGGAGGAGCAAGGGUUCAUUGACUUAGAAAUGCUUCCGCCUGAGUUGAGCAUUACUAUCCUGUCUUACCUGAAUGCAACUGACCUCUGCCUGGCAUCAUGUGUCUGGCAGGACCUAGGUAAAGACGAGUACCUGUGGCAAGGACAGUGCAAGUCCACAUGGGGUCAUUGUUCCAUAUACAAUAGGAGAUUGCCAUCUGAGUUCUCCUACAGAAAACUCUACAUGCAGCUAGAUGAGGGCAGUCUUACUUUCAACGGCAACCCUAAUGAGGGAAUUGAGUACUUUAUGUCAAAGGGUAUUCUGAAUGACCACCCAAAGGAACUUGCUAAGUUUAUAUUCUACACAAGAACACUAAAUUGGAAGAUGUUAAGGAUAUAUCUUGAUGAAAGGAGGGAUGUCCUGGAUGAGCUUGUAACUCUUCACAACUUUAGCAACCAGUUCUUGCCCAAUGCACUGCGAGAGUUUUUCCGGCACAUUCACGCACCAGAGGAGCGUGGCGAGUACCUUGAGACUCUCAUUACUAAAUUCUCACACCGCUUCUGUGCAUGCAACCCUGCUUUGGUGAGGGAGGUUGGUCUAAGUCCAGAUGCAGUCAAUGUACUUUGCUACUCCCUGAUUCUGCUGUCCAUCGACCUGUCCAGCCCACAUGUCAAAAACAAAAUGUCAAAGCGAGAGUUCAUUCGAAACACUCGCCGUGCUGCUCAGAACAUCAGUGAGGAUUUUGUGGGGCACCUCUACGACAACAUUUACCUUAUCGGCCAUGUGGCUGGUCCAUAGAACAAAACAUUGCACUUAACAGUUGCACAAAAAGCAGCAAAUGCACAUAAAAAUAUAAUCAUGCUAUUGACAAGGGGUUAUGUUAGUGCUGGUCAUUCUAACCUCUAUAAUACAAUUAUUAAGUCUUUACCAUGCUAGCUGCUGUAUGAUAGCUGAAUGAUUGUGUGAAGGUCACUACUUCUGUGUAUUUCUAUUUAUCAUGGUUUGCACAUAGUGGUGCCAAUAGACAGCAUUGAAAAAACAGUAAUAUCUAUAACACUAACUUGUUAAGUUUGGGCAAGAAAGUGGUCAUUGUGGUAAUGGGGUUUCUUAAAUUAAGUUAAAUUAAACCCUAACUUUUUUUUUUUUUUUAAUUGCAUUUAAUGUGUAAAUAUAUAACGAGAGCUUUAUAAACAUAUCAUUAUUUUAUUGU
Molecule: messenger RNA, 1639 nt
Organism: Polyodon spathula (Mississippi paddlefish)
Lineage: Eukaryota; Metazoa; Chordata; Actinopteri; Acipenseriformes; Polyodontidae
Product: F-box only protein 8-like
Exons: 6
Coding region: 271-1227 (318 amino acids)
Biological process (GO): regulation of ARF protein signal transduction
Molecular function (GO): guanyl-nucleotide exchange factor activity; protein binding
Source: RefSeq, a predicted model, not a curated record